Tachysurus vachellii is the source of this 3860-nucleotide messenger RNA. RefSeq lists its product as uncharacterized. NCBI's taxonomy places the organism in Eukaryota, Metazoa, Chordata, Actinopteri, Siluriformes, Bagridae. Gene Ontology annotation, molecular function: ATP binding; protein serine/threonine kinase activity; RNA endonuclease activity. Gene Ontology annotation, cellular component: IRE1-TRAF2-ASK1 complex. The transcript has 6 exons. The record is from RefSeq and is a predicted model, not a curated record. Gene Ontology annotation, biological process: protein phosphorylation; mRNA processing; IRE1-mediated unfolded protein response. Bases 86 to 2782 code for a protein of 898 amino acids.
CUUAAAAUGUAUGGAUGUGAAGUGAUAAAGCUGAAGUGAUAACCCAUACCACCACAAUUUAUCUCCACAGAACAUUUAAGAAUCAAUGGCAUUCCAAAUACAAUGGUCCAUUCCUGUUCCUGUUCCUGUCGAAGUUACUCCAAGGAAAACACAUCAAUUAAUACAGUGCAUUGUUGACAGCAACGCAAAGAAAUUAAAGAAACUUGUUAGUAAAUCCAAUAUUAAUGGACUGUACUCUUCAGCAAUCUGGAAUGAUGAUGUUUCCCUCCUGACUGCAGCAGUUGUAUGUGGGAAUGAAGAGAUUUGUAACUUUCUACUGAGAGAAAAAGCUGAUCCCAACAUACUAUCCACAAAUCGCCUAACAUCUCUGCACUAUGCUGCAAAUACUCCAGGAGUUCCACUGAAUAUUGUGAGAAGAUUAAUAGCUGCAAAAGCUAAUCCAGAUGGUCAUCAACAACAACCAUUUACACCAUUACAGUUUGCUGCCAGUAAUGACAGACUGGAUGUGAUUGAAGCACUUAUAAAAGCUGGUGCAAACCCUGAAAGAAAUUAUGGGAAGGGAUUUGUGGAUUUGGAUGAAAAAGUAGAGAAUCUUAUUAAUAGAUUACCUGCAGGAAAUGAAGCUGUAGAAAAAUGCAAAAUGUUUUUCACUUUUGCUGCUAUGGUUCCCAGAAAAACUCAGUCAGAGGUUUUUAACUUCUGUAGGGAACAUUUUUUUGAGGAGCAUCCUCUUACCCAUAUGCUACUUUUUGAAAGAUAUUUUAAUGUUGUGGGACCAUCAGCAGAACAGUAUCAACAGAGUAGCACAAAGUGGUUGAAAAACUCAAUGAAAACAGAGAUCUACAUCAACGGAUUCAUUGAGCGCUUUCCCAGAAUUCCUAUUGAACAUAGGAUAAUGUCACUUAACAGCUUACAUGCUGUAAUAUGCAUGAUGAGAGAAAUUUCCCCUCAAAUAUUUAAUGCAGUCGUACCCAUUUUGAACAAGUGUUUAGUGCCUAGUACAGUGCAGGGAAAUGUGUUCAACCACCUAAUACUAAGUAUUCUUUAUGUGACUAUGGACAAGUCCUCAAAGCAAAAGCCUGCUGCUGAAAGUCUUCACUCUGAUGUGCUUGAAAAGUUAUGCGAUGCACUUAUGCCUUUCACCAAUCCUAACUUUUCAACUGAGGUCAGCAGACUUACUUACUGUUUAUUUGCUGACCUACACAAGUUUGUCCCAGAGCACAUUAACUCAUGUGGAGUAACCUCAGUGCCUGAAAGAGUUCUUCAUGCUGUAGAUAUAGGACCAGAUGAUGCAAUUAAAGAAAAACUCCACAAACUGGACACAAAUCUCAGAAAUCCCCAAAUCUCAAGCACUGUAGAUUGCAUGGGUGAAGUAGCAGACAGAAUGCCAUCAAAGAAGAAAAAAAAAAGAAAAAAAAAGAAAGACAAUCAACAAGACAUUAUCUCAAAAGAAGAUUCUGAUACUGCAAAAACAUCAGUUCAGGAGUCUAGUGUGCAUCCAUAUGCAACACACACUGAGGAUUUACCAGUUAAAAGAAAUUGGCUUUCAUUGAGUCAACGUUGGAAGCCCAAGCUAGAGAAGCUUGCUAACCUACCAGCAAGUAAGGUUUAUCACCUGGGGAAUCUUACAAUUGGCAAUAGUUCUGAAUUUGAGAUCGCUAAAGGAAGUGAUGGAACUCGUGUUUUUCUUGGUCUGAGAGAUGAUGGCACUGAGGUAGCUGUCAAACGAAUGUACAGGUCCGAAUAUCAAGGCCUCAAAAAUGAAGAGCAAUUUUUACGGCUUCCUCAGCUUGAUAAUCCUUGUAUUGUGCGCUAUGUGGACUUUGCAGAGGAUGAACAUUUUGGAUAUCUUGCUCUUCAACUUUGUGAAUACACACUGAACGAAUACAUUGAAGACCAUUUGCCAGAAGACACUUCUCAGCAGCUACAGGUCCUGAAGAAAAUUGUAAAAGAAGUGCUUUAUAGCUUAAAUGCUCUUCACGGCCAUGACACCAAAGUGCUUCACCGAGAUAUCAAACCACAGAAUGUUCUGAUUGAUAUAACCGGAAAGGCAAGACUAGCUGAUUUCGGCAUAAGUCGAAGACUGAAGUUGGGGGAGACGACUUGCCGCACUAAUCCUGCUGGAACAAAGUACUGGAAAGCCAGAGAGACGCUUGAAGAGGACAUUAACAGUGGCUACAAGAGGAGUUCUGACAUUCAGGUGGCAGGAAUGUUAAUAUAUUACAUCCUCUCCCGUGGACAUCAUCCAUUUGGCACAGGCCCUCGAUGUGAGAGUAACAUUCUUGAUGGGAAGUACUCUUUGGAACACGUGGAGGAUGAACUGGCAAAGGACCUGGUGAAGUGGAUGAUCAGUCAUGAACCAAAGGACAGACCUAAUGUAGAGGAAACCCUUCGCCACCCAUUCUUUUGGCCAAAUAAAGAUAAAUUGGACUACUUAGACAAGCUGGGUAAUGAAAAGGAAGUAGAAAACUGCCGCAACGCUGGCCCAGACCUCCUUUCUGCUAUAGAGGCUGUUACAGCAGGGGAAAGUUUCUUAGACUGGAAAACAAAAUUACCUGCUGAGCUUGUGCAAAAAUUGGAUGGUAGGAAAAAGACCUACCCAGAGAACACACUUGGUCUGCUGCGCUUCUUAAGGAAUCUGCAUCAGCAUUACUCUGAUGAUGCCAAGAAUUUAAAUUUGAUGACGUUAUUCCCUGACCUUUUUGAAACUGUUUUCAUGUUUGCCAAAACGAGAGGGUGGACCACUUCGAUGGAAUUUAUGCUUGAGAUACCGGAGACAUGAUCACUAUCAAAAUGCACAAUUAUGUCUCCACUGUCAUUGUGAUUUGUUUGAUAAAUAUUAAUUCAUUGUUAAUAUUUUUUUUAUAUUUACAUUAGUCAUGAUAAUGUUUUAUUAAAAUAUCACGUUAGUUUUAUACAUGCUGCUGUGAUUACUACAUACACACUGUUUAAUAAGCUGGCACCAGCUGACCUUCUGCUAACUUUUAAUGGUGAAGUGAACCCAUUAUGAACAUGCACUCAUUAUAUACUUUGUAUAUAGAAAUUAUCUGGUGCUGGACAUCUCUAUUCAUAUUUUUUCAACCAGAGUUUUUUCUUAGUUCCCAGUUACUUUUUUAUAUUUCUUAAUUCUGUAGUUCUUAUGGAGGUGAUGUCUAUCGAUCUCUGCAAUUUUUUACAAAAAUUGUAAUCGUUAUUAAGGGCAUUUAACAAACUUCAUUUUUGAUAUAAAAUGGCAUUAAGGAUUUGAUGUAAACAAGAUUUAUAACAUUUCUAUUUAUACCAUUGUGUAAUUGAAAGUCUAACUGAAAAAUAAAUCCAGGAUUUUGUGAUCACAAAUUUAAUGCUAAACCAGGCUAAAUCUCCGAUAGUUGGUUGAAAUUUUUGAUAUUGAGGUUGAAAUUUUAAAAAAUUACAGCAGAUUUGGGCCAAGACAUGUCAUUAGACAUUAUAACAACAGCCAAAACGCGCUUUGAUUCACAAGCAUAAAAACACACGGCUAAAGCCUACAUACAGCCUUCAUACAAGGUAACUUCAAAUGUGUUAUUCACUUUCUCGUUAUCUGUAUUACAUAUUGCCCUGUCAUGGCAUAUGUUUAUGAUUACGAGUAAGUCGUAUGAAAUCUUAUUUUGGGUUUGCAAAAGUCAAGCUGGAGACAUUUGUUACCCCUUACACUGAUAACCAUCAGCAAAGCAUGAUGAGCAUUAUCUUCUGCUAUCACACAGCAGUUUUACUGUUUUGCAUGAGAUAUUUUGUCUGUGGACUUUCCUUUUUCUUUUUAUAAUAAAUACUUUUACCAUAAGUAGGUAAAACCUUUGACAUAUAUUAAAAAAGCCCCAGUGCAGACUAACAACAGUGCAGUA